AUGCCCUUCAUGCAAUGUGUCCGCGAUGGCACAUGUCAUCUGGGAGUUCGCGCUGACCGCUCAUAUUGGCUGGCUACUACGGACGAACUACCCAUGAUGCCUUUGGAUGUGAGUAAAGUAAAGCAUCGAAUCGCGCGCUGCGCCAUUUGUGAAUCGCCUUCGCAGCCGUUUGCUUUCCACGCUCAAGCAAAUCAGCUGGAGGAAGCCCAGUGCCCACAAGGCUGGAAUGAACUGUGGCAUGGAUUUAGCUUUGUCAUGGUAAGAUUUACUGAGCUUUCACCAUGGUUCUUACUUCGCAUCUAUCAUGAUAUCUGUCAUAAUUAUUGUCAUCAUUAUUGCCAUUAUUCUGGAAGUCAUUGUCACUGUGUUUACAGAUAA
Protopolystoma xenopodis is the source of this 378-nucleotide messenger RNA. The record is from the annotation of a GenBank genome assembly. NCBI's taxonomy places the organism in Eukaryota, Metazoa, Platyhelminthes, Monogenea, Polystomatidea, Polystomatidae.